UUUCCGGUUUCAUAUCAAAUUUUCAAUACAACAGGAAGGAUAAAAAGCCCAAACUUCCCCGAUCGUUACCCGGACUACAUCAUCCGACUUUGGAAUAUUACAGUGCCAGAUGGUCAUCUUAUCAAGCUCAACUUUACUUAUUUCGACGUCUCGCCCUUGCGGAUCUGUGACAGGGAUUUCGUGCAGAUUCAAGAUGGCCCCCUUGUAACCAGUGACGUCAUCGUGCGUAUGUGCGGUCGUGUAUCACCAGGGGAAACCGUGUUUUCAAGCGGUCAACAUCUGCAGAUCUAUUUUGAAACAGACGUCACAUUCUCAAGAAAAGGAUUUGAUGCGUCCUUCGAAGCUGUUAGUGAGUAG
This is a messenger RNA of Porites evermanni, 357 nucleotides long. The record is from the annotation of a GenBank genome assembly. Lineage: Eukaryota; Metazoa; Cnidaria; Anthozoa; Scleractinia; Poritidae.